This is a messenger RNA of Sodiomyces alkalinus F11, 1101 nucleotides long. RefSeq lists its product as hypothetical. The transcript is spliced from 2 exons. The record is from RefSeq and is a predicted model, not a curated record. NCBI's taxonomy places the organism in Eukaryota, Fungi, Ascomycota, Sordariomycetes, Glomerellales, Plectosphaerellaceae. Bases 1 to 1101 code for a protein of 366 amino acids.
AUGGCCCAAGCCUCACAACCCAUGUUCAUAAAUAUCCCGCCACCGGGCUCCAACCCAGGCACCCCGUCUGACAUGCCUGGUACACCCACCAGCACCACCACCUCUCUGUCCGCUCUCUCGACCACCGCUAUCAAAGAUGGCCAGCGGGGACACCUUCCCCAUGGCCCCUCGAGUCGCGGCCAUUCCCACCACCCUUCCGCCACGAGCCUCGAGGCUGAGCGUGCCGACCGAAUUUCCCGCCUAGCCGGCCUCGAACGAGUGUCAACCCUACGCUCCGGGCCUCCCGGCGCCCAACAGACUGCUCACCACCCACAGGCUGACGACUCCCCCCAAACCACUACGCCGACCUCGACCGGCGGCUUCCCUCUACACCCGCACCUCACGCCCGCCUACUUCGAUGCGCAGGGCCAGCCAACAGCCAUGACCAAGAUAAGCACGGUCGGUACCGCGAGCGCCACCGAGAGCUACCCAGACGAUGACCACGACACGCGCACCGCAGCCGGCGAUCGCGACGAAGACAUCCUUAGUACAGAUACGAAUUACCGAGACGUCGGGUCGGUCACGAGCACGACUGCGGAGCCGGACCCGGACCACAUGGACGAGGAUACAGACGGCGGCACGACCCGGUCCAUGGGCGGCUACGAGGACCGCAUGAGCGACGAUGGGUCCGCAAGCCUCGUCGCCUUUGGAGAGGGGGCCAACAGCACGGUUUCGGGGCCCAUCUAUCACCGUCGCCCCGUCCCGGGUGUCACAUCGCAACCUGGUCCCGGCGGCCAUUGGACUCUGGAGAGGAGCAAUUCCGGACUGAGCGACACUUUGCCGACUACCCAACGUAACCGAGACGUCGGCGGGGGCGGCGGCGGCGGCGGCGGCGACACUCCCAUCAGUGCCAGCGCUCUACAGGAACGGCGGGAGGCGAGGAUGGUGGACGGUGUCGCGGCUGACAGUGCCGGCCUUUCCGAGGCGGAGAUGUUUGUCGAUACGACCAACCGACCGCCCGUGCCCACAAGUCAGCUUCAACAUGCCUCCUCACAACAGCACCUCAAUAACGCCAACCAAUCAUUAUCGUCCCCGUCAGCCAACCGCCGUGGAAGCCGCUGA